Messenger RNA from Trichophyton rubrum CBS 118892, 2045 nucleotides. RefSeq lists its product as uncharacterized. The coding region runs from base 1 to 1131 and encodes 376 amino acids. Gene Ontology annotation, molecular function: protein binding. The transcript has a single exon. The record is from RefSeq and is a predicted model, not a curated record. NCBI's taxonomy places the organism in Eukaryota, Fungi, Ascomycota, Eurotiomycetes, Onygenales, Arthrodermataceae.
AUGUCCACGACGCCAUACGAUGAAGACGUAUUUGGCCCCCUCGACUUUCCAGCAGACGAGCAAAUCACAAUCGAUGACAUUAAACCGCCACCACUAUCAACUCUGAAGCACCGUCCUGAUCCAUCAUCCCUAGGCCUUCUCGACCGGCUACCUCUCGAGAUUUUAUAUCAAGUCUUGCAUCUAUUAGAUCUUUGGUCUCUAUCUUGUCUUUCGCGUACUUCUCGACAAGGCAGAGUUAUAGAGUCACUACUACCACCAUACCGUGAUCUUAUAAAAUAUAUACCAGAUACCCUGAUGGUCCUUAGAAAAUCUAAUCUACUUCGCUAUUAUUCGGCAGAUAGACUAUACGCUGUCUUGCGGUCUAAAGCUUGCGUCUCGUGUGGAGAGUUUGGUACCUUUUUAUUCCUCCCAACCGGAGAGCGAUGCUGCCAUAUAUGUGUGGCCGAGAACCAAUCCUUCUGGGUAGUCUCUCUUUCAAUAGCUCAGGGAGUCUACGGACUCACGAUGCGUGAUCUUAACAAGCUUCCUGUGAUGAAAGGUAUUCCCGGUACCUACAAACACCAGGAGGUCAAAGAAUACCGACGGCCGAUGCUCGUCCCUGUCAAAGGCGCGGCACGACUUGCCGAGAAUAAUGGCACGAUGCCUGACUUACAUCCUGUAUUUGUUAUGUGUGGCGGGGUCUAUCACGACCCAGAUAAUGAGCUGGAUGAACACGGCCAGAAGGAAUCCAUUGAAGGUAGGCCGGUUACGUUGGAAGAGUGGCCCAGCGACAUUUAUGGGAUUCCGAGCGAACAAGGCCCCAUGAUAAACAGGUCCGUAUGGAACGAGUCUAGUCGGCCGGCCAAUGGCUUCUCGCAAUGGCUGCCCUCGCCGCCCUUGCUACCUGAGGAGGAGGACGGCUUUGACCUGGAUGGAGAGCCCACACCGGAUUGGGAGGGCGAAAUACGGAAUGAAUUCUGCGGCAUGGCAUCAAUACGAUUUCCAUAUUUACUGCCAGACGAUACCCUUGAGCUUGGCCUAAUGUGUAAGCGAUGCAAGGCGUCGAAACCAUAUCUCAUGUUAAAGAGUGAGCUUCCAGCACACGCUAUGGAGUGUUACCAUUGGAGACAAAGCCUUUCCACCCGGGAUUGACGACUUGUGAUUUGGUUUAUCUUUGUACGGAGCAAGCGUAUAUUACGACGAAGCAUUAUCUUUCUGUUUCCCUUCACUUGAAUCUCAUAUGUAUGAGCCAGAUAUAACAUACUGAUAAACAGACAAUCUAAAUCCACUAAUUACAGCUUGAUACUCUCCAAGUUUAAUAAACAUCUACUGACGGUGUUUCCUCGACCGUUUCCAAUUAUCAACACCACGGUGAUGCCAUACACGAGCCACGGCCAUGCAGACAUUACUCUUCAACUUUCUCUUUCUAGCGCUGGAGACGAAUCGGUAUUGAAUGCCCUUCCCACGGAUAAAGACAGGCUGAAGGUAUUGUUCCUCGUGAUUGGGUGUCCGAAAUCUCAGAGUCGGCUGAAAAUACUACUUUGUGUGGAUGUUCGCCCGAAUCGCUCUAAACAACGCCAAUUCUGAUAGGGAAGAAAACUGCAUGAGAAUCUCUCUCGGGCCGCUGGCAAAUAGCUCGGAUGCCAGUGCUAUUGAGUCCCAUGAGUUGAAACCCUGCAGGAAUGCCUUUGUAUGUCCUGGUAACGGCAUUCAACAGUAUCGCCACUGCCAUGAGUAGCGCGAGGGUGAGAGUAAAGAUGCUCCCGCAGAGAGAAUAUCCUCAGGAUAAUCCAACCCGCGGAGACGCACACCAUCUGGACCAGGUCCAGAUGUGCUAGACUGAACAAGGACGAUGCUCUGAGAUAUAAGCCAGUGUAAGAGGAUUGACAUGCACGUCAGCGGAAUCGAAUAAGAGGAAAUAUGAUGACCUCUGCAGACCUACAGGCGAAGACACCCAUAGCGGCUUCUCGCCAUCUUCACGUAAAAACCUCACCCACUCCUCAGCGACUGGCUGGCGAGUGAGGAUGUCGUUGUAGAGGAGGCAAAGAAAACUGACGAAAACCCGG